Rotaria sp. Silwood2 is the source of this 360-nucleotide messenger RNA. Lineage: Eukaryota; Metazoa; Rotifera; Eurotatoria; Philodinida; Philodinidae. The record is from the annotation of a GenBank genome assembly.
AUGGGUUUUUUCUUAAGUGAUCUUCAUCAACAAAUAGAACACUUAUCUAAUCAACAACCAAUCACUGAAAUUCCAUUUACUGUAUAUCGUGGUCAAGGCAUGAGCAUUUAUGAAUUUGAAAAGUUGCGUCAAAGUAUAGGUGGUCUGCUGUCAUUCAAUAACUUUUUAUCGACCAGCAUGAAUAAAGACGUGUCAUUGAUGUUUUGUCCUACUUCAUAUUCAGAUCCUGAUAUAAUUCCAAUUCUCUAUGAAAUGGAAAUUGAUCCAACUCAGAAAUCUACUGCAUUUGCAUCACUGACCAAUAUGAGUCAAUUUGAUUCGGAAGAAGAAAUUUUAUUUUCGAUGCAUGCUGUAUUUUGA